AUGGAUGACGAAAAUGGUGGUCUUGUUGACCCUGCAAUUGGUGAAUUUGAAUACCUUCCUGAUCUUCGUAGUCUCUAUGAUUUCUGCGAAACCCCUAGCAGUAUUGAGUGUCGUACAGUGCUUGAACCGUUUACACUAUCGUACGAAACUGGACAGACCGUACACUGUGAUUUACCCGAUGGCUUGAUAUGCUUUCAUGAAGACAAUGUGUCCCCUUGUAUGAACUACAAGAUUCGAUUGUGUUGCCCGUUGCCAUUGGAAAAUGACGAACUAUGUGUUGGUGACAAUUUAUAUAAAAUGGUUUGGCAAGGCUCCCUGACGUGGCACGACGCAGAUACACAAUGCAAUGACCUCUUCGCUCCGAGAGGCUUUGUUGCCGGUUUAGCUAAUUUAGAAUCUAACAGUGUACGAAACUCGGUGAGAAAUUUCAUAAAGAAUGUUCCGGGAUUGUCCGACCCAAAAGGGAAAGGCUACUGGAUUGGGUGUCACGACGAGGAAAAUGAAGGCAUAUUCGUAUGGUUGAAUGGAGAGAAGGUUAAUGUGCCUGACAGUGCCUGGUAUUCCUAUCCAAACAACAAAUAUACCGGUAAUUGCGAUGCAAAGGAUGGGGACCAGGAUUGUUGUCAACUGUGGAAAAGACCAAAAAAAGACCCUACCUUCAAAAUGGAUGAUGUGUGCUGUACAGAUAAAAAGGCUUUCAUUUGUGAAGUUCAGUGUAGGAAUUGGACACAGUGGAUGGAUGACGAAAAUGGUGGCCUUGUUGACCCUGCAAUUGGUGAAUUUGAAUACCUUCCUGAUCUUCGUAGUUUCUAUGAUUUCUGCGAAACCCCUAGCAGUAUUGAGUGUCGUACAGUGAUUGAACCGUUUACACUAUCGUACGAAACUGGACAGACCGUACACUGUGAUUUACCCGAUGGCUUGAUAUGCUUUCAUGAAGACAAUGUGUCCCCUUGUAUGAACUACAAGAUUCGAUUGUGUUGCCCGUUGCCAUUGGAAAAUAACGAACUAUGUGUUGGUGACAAUUUAUAUAAAAUGGUUUGGCAAGGCUUCCUGACGUGGCACGACGCAGAUACACAAUGCAAGGACCUCUUCGCUCCAAGAGGCUUUGUUGCCGGUUUAGCUAAUUUAGAAUCUAACAGUGUACGAAACUCGGUGAGAAAUUUCAUAAAGAAUGUUCCGGGAUUGUCCGACCCAAAAGGGAAAGGCUACUGGAUUGGGUGUCACGACGAGGAAAAUGAAGGCAUAUUCGUAUGGUUGAAUGGAGAGAAGGUUAAUGUGCCUGACAGUGCCUGGUAUUCCUAUCCAAACAACAAAUAUACCGGUAAUUGCGAUGCAAAAGAUGGGGACCAGGAUUGUUGUCAACUGUGGAAAAGACCAAAAAAUGACCCUACCUUCAAAAUGGAUGAUGUGUGCUGUACAGAUAAAAAGGCUUUCAUUUGUGAAGUUCCUGGAUACUGCGCAAGUCCAUAGAAGACGACGUCACACCACCAUAUGGUUUAUAAAAAAAACACCAUAUGGUUUAUAAAAAGUAACAAAUAUA
This is a messenger RNA of Saccoglossus kowalevskii, 1540 nucleotides long. Its product is annotated as mucin-5AC-like. NCBI's taxonomy places the organism in Eukaryota, Metazoa, Hemichordata, Enteropneusta, Harrimaniidae. The record is from RefSeq and is a predicted model, not a curated record.